Molecule: messenger RNA, 954 nt
Organism: Trichosurus vulpecula (common brushtail)
Lineage: Eukaryota; Metazoa; Chordata; Mammalia; Diprotodontia; Phalangeridae
Gene: MPC1L
Product: mitochondrial pyruvate carrier 1 like
Exons: 1
Coding region: 299-727 (142 amino acids)
Biological process (GO): pyruvate import into mitochondria
Cellular component (GO): mitochondrial inner membrane
Source: RefSeq, a predicted model, not a curated record
CGCGGGAAGAGGGAAAGUUCGGAGGCCGCGAGGCGCUGGCCGGACGUCUCCCUCCCGCGCUCCCCCUCCCUCGCCGGGCGCGAGCCAGGGAGCAGCGCUUCUCUGGAUCGUUGUGGGGCUCGGACCGCUAACGGCCCGGCGGCGGAGGCGGCAUCAGCAGCCUCGGGGGAGGGGGCCCGUUGUGAACCCUCGAACCAAGGCAGCCGGCGGCCAGCCUUUCCCUCCCGCAGACUUGGGCUCGGUCCCCGCCCCCGAGUGGGGGAGAAGAAGGCCUAGGAGGAGGGAAAGGGAAAAGAAGAUGCUUCAGGCCAUUAUCGGGGUGCUCCUCCAGAAGGCCAAGGCGUACUUCCGCACCAAAGAGUUCCAGGACUACGUGAGGAGCACGCACUUCUGGGGCCCCGUGGCCAACUGGGGCCUGCCGCUGGCCGCCUUCAAGGACAUGAAGGCGUCGCCCGAGAUCAUCAGCGGCCGCAUGACGCUGGCGCUCAUCCUCUACUCGCUGGCCUUCAUGCGCUUCGCCUACCGCGUGCAGCCGCGCAACUGGCUGCUCAUGUCGUGCCACGGCACCAACGUGGUGGCGCAGAGCCUGCAGGCGAGGCGCUACGUGCAGUACCAGCGGGGCCUGUACCCGCAGCCGCCCGUGUGCACCUGCCCUCCCGCGCUCGCGCCGGGGACGGCGGCCCUGCCGGCGCCCGCUCCUGCACCCGCACCUGCAUCCGCGCAGUAGGCCGCUCCCGCCCGGAGAAGAGCGCCUUGAACCUCCUCGCGUCUGGCUGUAUUUCAACAAAACCCCCGUAUUUUUUAAAGCUUUUUUUUUUUAAUGGAAAAAGAGAGAGAUUAGAAAUUUGUGUAGGACUGACUUUAAAAAACAAACCCAAAGCCGUUCCUGAGACUCUCUUGGGUUUUCCCAGGAGGCUUCUUCUUCCAUCUUCAGUCCGUAACACGUUAUUAGUU